GGCCGCCCUCGCCUUUCCAGCUGGCUGCGCGCCUCCGCCCGCCGGGGCCCGCGGGCGUCAGCUGCUGGGCCCUGCUGGGGGUCCGUCGGAUUCUUGUGACUUUGUCGCUGUUCGCCAUGAUUCUGGCGAGCCUGUCCUAUUAUGUCGGCUGGAAGGAGAGUCAAUCCCAGUAUUGAAGGCGCUGGAGAUAGUCGAGAUCAUCCUGGCUGCGAUCUUGAUAGUUGUUGCCAUUUUCACAUGGGUCCAGAGUAGCUGGAGUACUCCAGACUUGUUCCGCUCAGCAAAUGUGAUUUGUCAAGACAUCAAUCUGUGGGGCUGCAACAGUACAGUGGCCACGAACACCAUGAGCCACGUCCGCGUCGUCGACCUGGAUGUGGAUUCAGGAAUGAGAGACCGAUAUCGCCUCCGAGGACCAGACCAACCAGUCGAGACGGCUGCUGUUGGAGGACCCAGGGAGGGGCGCGCGCCGCUCUCCGGCCAGGGGCGCCGGCUCUUCCAGUCCCCGCUGGCGGACGUCUCCGCGGCACUGGCUGCCGAGAACUACCUGGCGGACCAGAGGCGCUUCCCAACGCAGGCGGCCAAGUGCGAGCGCGUGGCGGAGAUCUGCAUGCCGCCCCCCAGCUUCGACGCUGCGACCUCGUGCGUGUGCAACGGCGUGGGUGUGGUUGUCGCCACAACGACCACCACCAUAAGGACCACGACCAUGACCCAGGCGACAAUCACGAGGACCAGCGUCACCACGCACUCUGGCACCGCCACGACGACACACACGACGACCACCACGACGACCUCCACGCUGGGAGGCUCGGCCCUCGACGACAUCCCGGAGGGGCCGGCCACGAGGAGAGGCUGGGCCACGCCCGCGCUGGCGGCGCGCGGGGUCGGCACGACGAAGCGCCGCCGGCGGUGCCGUGGGCGCGCCGCGGGCUGCAGCAGGCCAGCAACACCACGACAACGGCGACAACCGCGGCAACAUCGACAACCACCACUGAGCUCGUCGACGUGGGCGGUGCCGGGAAGGACAGAGGCCAGCAUCACCACUACAACGACGACAACGGCGGCAACAAGGACAACCAACGCCGCAUUCGUCGACACAGUCGGUGCCGAGAAGGACAGCGAUCGGCGGCUGGACUGGCACCGCUGGCGCCUACUGCGGGGCCUGGGACGAUGGACACCAGCUACCCCGCGUGGUGCUACUCGAACCCAGGCCAGCAGUGCGCCUCCGGCCAGGUCGCGCCCGGCAGCGGGAAGUAUAAGAAGUCCACGGGGCCGUGCGGCGGCGCCGUCGAGUCGAGGUCCGAG
This is a messenger RNA of Prorocentrum cordatum, 1302 nucleotides long. NCBI's taxonomy places the organism in Eukaryota, Dinophyceae, Prorocentrales, Prorocentraceae. The record is from the annotation of a GenBank genome assembly.